AGAGAAGAAAAGAAAAGAAAAGAAAAAUUCUAGUUAAAUACUCUUUCAUUUGAAACUUAGACACAGCCUGACCUAGCCAGCACAAAGGGCGUAGGAGAAGAGGGUUUCGUUCCGUUUCAAUGGGGAGCGAAGAGCAUAACGGCGAAUUCUACCUGCGUUACUACGUCGGUCACAAGGGCAAGUUUGGUCACGAGUUCCUGGAGUUCGAGUUCCGCCCCGACGGCAAGCUCCGCUACGCCAACAACUCCAACUACAAAAACGACACCAUCAUCCGCAAGGAGGUUUACCUAACCCCCGCCGUUCUCCGCGAGUGCCGUCGCAUCAUCGCCGAGAGCGAGAUUAUGAAGGAAGAUGAUAACAACUGGCCCGAACCGGAUCGGGUGGGGCGGCAGGAGCUCGAGAUUGUUAUGGGUAACGAGCACAUUUCGUUCACCACGUCGAAGAUUGGGUCUCUUGUUGAUGUUCAGAGCAGUGCUGACCCCGAGGGUCUUCGCAUCUUUUACUAUCUUGUUCAGGAUUUGAAGUGCUUUGUCUUCUCUCUUAUUUCACUUCACUUCAAGAUCAAGCCUAUCUAAUGUGUUUGCAAUAAUAUGAGUUCAUCCUCUGGGGAAUAUGUACUUUAACAACUAUCACUUUUCUGCUAAUGGAGUUCGACCUCUGAUUGAGUGACUUUAAUCUUGAAAUGAUUUGGUUCUGUAUGGGUGAUUACAUGAAUUGGAAUUUUAAAUUUGAGGGUAUAACCCUUGUUCUAAAGUGUUGAUUGGUUUGGUUUUUAUGGAUGGAUUAGUUAUUCUUUCGU
Molecule: messenger RNA, 799 nt
Organism: Glycine soja
Lineage: Eukaryota; Viridiplantae; Streptophyta; Magnoliopsida; Fabales; Fabaceae
Product: protein mago nashi homolog
Exons: 4
Coding region: 120-575 (151 amino acids)
Biological process (GO): RNA splicing
Cellular component (GO): exon-exon junction complex; nucleus
Source: RefSeq, a predicted model, not a curated record